ACGGAGAUAACCUCUGGUCUACAUAAGAGAACAAAAGGGGUUUCGUCCCUGCUAUCUCAUUGGAUGGCUUCCUCAAAACAUCUAGGGCCGAUAUCUGGCAAGGUUGUCAGAACUGUCCAGGCGUGAUUUCAACUGCCAGAAAGAUGCGUCCCAGGAAGUGCUGAAUGGUGAAGUCGUCAGGCAAAGAUGCUGUAACGAAGCCUGGUACUUCUAGCACACGUGACCUCUGCUACCAGUCGACAGUUGGAGUUCAGCAAAUUCUGUUUCCCCGAAUGCAACUAUGAACAGGAUCAGAGACGUCGUCGCAGCAUUGGGCAACAAAUGCAUCGUCUGCCAUGAGGAGCAGGAGUGCGUGAAUUUCAUGGAACACAUGAAGUCUCAUAAUCCUUUUGUCCCAACGUCCGUGUAUCUGAAACACUCUCACCUGCCCAACGGACUCUACCAGUGCAUCGUCUGUGGCAAGCAGUCUACAAGAAAGGCUUUCCUUCGACCACAUUACAUUACACAUGUAAAAGAGACGCCCUUCAAGUGUCCGAAAUGCUCCUUCGCGUUCAAGACAGCCAACAGGUUCAGUGACCAUUUCAUAGGAGCUCACCUGGACGGUCCUCCGCUCGGGUGCCCCGAGUGUCCCUUCUGGACAAAGCGGCCGAGAGCGCUGAGGAAGCACCUUGCCAGACAUUCUGGUCGGGCUAGAGAACGUUGCGAAGUUUGUUUCAAGUGGCUUGACGUGAGCAGCAUAAAGCAACAUUAUUUCCUACACACCGAUGAGAAGCCCUUCCAGUGCAGCGAGUGCAGUGAAGGAUAUUCAGCAAAGGGUGCCCUGCUGAGGCACAUUAAGAAGGUGCAUUCCGGCAGGAGACAACCGGACGAAACUUUGAUGUCCGAGGAACGUGAAAACACGGAUGCUGUCGUCUCGAUGCAGUUGGAGGCCGUUACAGGCUGUCAAGUUAUGGCGGCGCUCGGCAACAAGUGCAUCGUCUGCGACACAGUGCUGAGUCACGGCAGCAACAUCUGGAAACACAUGAAAGGUCACGAUCCGGAACUCCCGGGACGUCAGGCUAACGGAACCUACGAGUGUGCCGUUUGCGGAAUACAACUGAAGAGCACAAGGCGCUUCAUAACUCAUUGUAGUACGCACACCGAGGAGAGGCCCUUCAAAUGUCCCAAAUGCCCGUCCGCUUCCAGGACAGCCCAACACUUCAGAGACCAUUUCCGCAAGACGCACUUGCCCAAGCCGAAGCUCAAGUGUCCCAAGUGCAACUUCACCACCAAAUGGAGGGUGUCACUAAACAAGCACCAGCUCCUUUUGCAUUCCGAUAAAGACACCAGAGAAUGCUGCGAGGUUUGUUUCAAGAUGAUAACUCCGCACUUUUUAAAAUCUCAUUACUUUCGCCACACUGGGGAAAGGCCGUACAAGUGCAGGACGUGCAGUAGAGGGUACACAACGGUGGAGUACCUGAAGGUUCACAAUAAAAGGGUACAUCUCGGUAUAAAACGCGUGAGGAAACGCGCCACUUGCAACGUGUGCCACAAGUCGUUACCGAGGUCUUCAUUCUUGGUAGCCCACAUGCGACGCCACACGGACGAGCCGACAAACACCUGUUGCAUUUGUUCCAAGUCGUUCUACCAAGUGAGUGAGUAUGUGUCCCACAUGUCCAGGGUUCACAUAGGGGAGAAGAACUGCGAGUGUCAGGUGUGUGGUAAGGGGUUUCAUUCCAGCACGGAAUUGAAUGUACACAUGGUUGUUCACACCGAGGAAAAGCGGUUCAAGUGCCCCGUUUGUGAAAAGGCAUUCGCGUGGAAGCACAAGAUCGGAGACCACAUGAAGACACACAGCGAAGAAAGGCCAUUCAAGUGUAAUCUCUGCGGGGAGGCUUUCAAGUGGAAACAUAACCUGUCGAAUCACGUUAGGGCCAAGCAUACAUGAUGGAAAGAAGAAAGAGGAAAAUGCGAGCCGAUGGGGAUGCCAAUAAAGAGUCGAAAACA
Messenger RNA from Ornithodoros turicata, 1986 nucleotides. RefSeq names its product zinc finger protein 26-like. Gene Ontology annotation, cellular component: nucleus. The transcript is spliced from 4 exons. Lineage: Eukaryota; Metazoa; Arthropoda; Arachnida; Ixodida; Argasidae. The record is from RefSeq and is a predicted model, not a curated record. The coding region runs from base 281 to 1927 and encodes 548 amino acids. Gene Ontology annotation, biological process: regulation of transcription by RNA polymerase II. Gene Ontology annotation, molecular function: RNA polymerase II cis-regulatory region sequence-specific DNA binding; DNA-binding transcription activator activity, RNA polymerase II-specific.